AACACUUAAUCUACAACACGUAGUUAAUCCAAAAUAGUGUGUACCAGAAGUGUAUAUACUGAGGGGAGUGUGUGUGUGUUUGUUCAGGCUCAGGAGUUCAGCGUGGCGUGUUUGGCAUCAUCGGCACAGUCAGUCAAGAACUUAAACAAGAAAAGAUUGGUAUCUGGACCGGUUUCAGCUGUAAAUAUCCUGAUCGGAGCAUCCCUAAUGAACACCAUUAAACUAAAGCGCUUUGCAUCUGACGGAGAAUCCACAGUACACUGUACGUAAGGCUUUGCAGCAUCUGGAUAAUUGUACUGUCUGAGAGAGGGUGGGUCUCCUCCGUGAACCUUCACUUCCAUCACACUAGUAUCAGCACAGCCACAAUCCUGCUUUGAAUGAACAAAAACACCUCUGAUCUGAUCCAAUCGUUCUGAUCAUUCAGAAUCUUCCAGCGAUAACAAGGGGAUUGUCGGAAUGAAGAAUUGUUAAUGAAGCACCAGAAUCAACUAACCAAUCAUCGCAUCAGCCUCCAACAGCGACAUUUACGAUUGGUCUACCGUGAUUAUCUCGUGACAGGGUGCUACAUGUGAAAUGGAGGCCUGUGAUCCCUAUGCUGAAGAAGACAUGGCUUUAAAGCUCUGCUUCUCCAUUUCUGACCUUCACUUUCUCAUGUAAGGCUCCGGACAGAGUAUCGGGCAGACACAGAGUCAGCACCACGCAUGCGUCACCAUCUGUAAACUUGUACACGUCUGAAUAUUACUCCAGGUUUUUCACGGUCACCCUAAACACCACUUUCCCCCCUGUUCCCACCACCACUUUACCAGCAGCACCACCACCAGCAGCACACGGCUCGUUCACAGAGAUGCUGCAGAACUGGCAGCCGAUGGACGAUGCCACGCCGUCAGCCUUUAUGAGGAGCCCCACAGCAAUCAUCAGAACCAGCCAUGCUGAGGGAGGUGCUGACUAAAUUAGAGAUGGUGCUGGACCAACAAACCACUGAGAUUGCUUCAACUACAGGAGGUCCAGGUGCAGCCUUUGGAUAUUAAUGAAGAUUUACUGCCCCUGCAAGACCUUCCUCAACUGUGUAGUCUGGAGCAAAGGAUGCAACAGAGCCCAGAUUACAAGCAAAAUCUGGUAAACUGGUUGGUGCUUAUUGACUGGGUGGAUGUGUGUGACUGCACCUGGCGCAUAUUGAAGAGGGUGAUUGCUAACUCCCUGGAAAAGAACCUCAAUUGGAGGGGAGUCAAUGGAAAGACUUCACUGUCCGCUCUCCAACUCGGAGAGGUCGUGAUUGGAGUGAAAAUUAUAUUCCGUGUGGGCUUGGUGUUGUUGACGUCCAUGCUGGGUACUCGGGAUAAGCUCAAGGCCUGUCCGGGUCAGUAUGAGACCAUGGAGGUCCUCAGAUCGAUUGAGCCCAGAUACAUGCAGGAGGGCUUCUUAGUGCUCCAGGUUCUGGAGUUGCAGGUAUCGGCACAGGACGUGGAACGUGAGCAACGCACGCAGCUGAAGCGCUGGAAGAAGAAGCGCGGUGAGCCCGGCCCCAAACUCCCUCAGAGAAUGCACAGUGCUCGCGCCAUCAUGGCCACCGAGCCUCAUACACACCAAGACCUCUGCCAGAAACCCACCAUUAUGGUCCAGUACCCAUCGAUCCCUGAGGAAAAGUCUGAGCCGAACCUCAGGAAGAAGAGAGGGAGCCUGAAGAAAAACCAAGCCCUCAUUCCUAACCCCUACGCUCUACCUGGCGAGUCUAAACUUAGUCAGAUAUUGGACAUACAGCUUCUGAACCAGGAAAAUCUAAAUCUUGUACUUCCAAAUCCACCAUCACAUCCACCACGGCUCCCUACAAUGCAGGAAAAUCAGGUCAAAGAGACGAGCACUUCUACAGAGCGACUCGUGCAGCGUCCUCGAAUUCCUCCAUCGAUAAGAAACCGGCGGAAUCUAUCCCUCUGCAACAUCUAUCCCUCCUAACUGCUCCUGUACACGGAUCACCUUCAGCGUGGCGUCCUCACCUGCUGAAAUGUCCUCCUGUCCAAUCCAGAGAACCUGACCAUGAUGAGCUCCCUAAUAAUACAGAAAACUCAGCCACCAUUUUGGAUCCAUCUACAGACUCAAGCCCUCUGCUUACGCACAACACACCUGCGACCCACGACUCGCCUGCUGCUCCCGAGUACAAAAACAACACGCUGCGCAACUCCAGACAGAGCAUUAACAGCUCAGAGGACACGUACUUGUAACUCGCUCACUGUCGCCACCUGGUGGCUAGGAGGAACAGGAAGCGGAGAAAUAUUUACAUUAUUUUUACAUUCAGAAGCUAAUUUGAGUUAGAGCAGGGGUUUGGUUUUUGCAUAACCCAUGUUGGUUCUUAACCUGUGACAAUUUACGCAUUUAAUCACUCUUAAACAAAUGAUUUGUCUUCAGAUCAAAUUUACACAAUUCACCCCAGAGGCAAAUUUGCAAACUUGUAUUUCAUUAUUCUCUACAGGAAGAAACUCCGAGAGGUCAAUUAAGGGUCAGUGGAGAGUCAGAGAAAAUCCCAGAAAAAUACUGUAUCCUCAGCACCUCACACGCUGCCAUAUUAGUGUCACUGUGGUGCUGAGAAUGCUCCACCACCCUAAUGAACCCUAAUGGUCUAAUCAGUUUUCCUUUCCAUUAAUGGAUGGUGUAGAGAACGGCUAACGAACUGUGCCUAGCAUCAGACGAGUGACAGUCACUAGUGUACUUCAGUAACGUAGAUUUACACUCUGACUCGCCUUAUGGGACCAAACAAAUACAUUACUGGAACUUUGACAUGCGUGUCCCUAAAUCUGAUGGGAAGUGGAGAGUCACGCUACUGUAGGACCAACUCUUAACUCUCAAAUCCAGAGCAGAAUGUGAGGUUCUGAGGUUUUUACAUCUGAGGCUGCUCAUCUGAGGAUCUACCUCUGAAAGCUCUGCAUCUGUGGCUCUACCUCUGAGGUUCUAUGUCCGAGUCUCUGCAUCUGAGGCUGUAUAUCCGAAGCUGUACAUCUGUGGCUGUACAUCUGAGGGUCUCCCUCUGAGGCUGUUUGUCUAGGACUGUACAUCUGUGGCUCUGCGUCUGAGGAUCUAUGUUUGCGGCUGUGCACGUCUGAGGUGUGGGGACGGUCCGUCUGAGGCUCUGAGUUCAAGGCUUUACAUUUGAGGCCCUUCCUUUGAGUCUGCUGUCUGUGUUUCUGUUACUCUCUCAUUUGGCUCAUGUGAGGUCAUUUUAACCAUUUUAUGUUUGUAAAUUAAUGGGAUUGGUUAGAACUGCACAGUGGGCGUGUGCGAAUAUUCAGCUUUCAUAUCACUAAUGUAUAUGGUACAUUAUAUCGAACAGCGCAAAACUUUUAAAAAUCUAUUUAGUAGGAUUGACAUGUGACAUUGUGGACUUUUUCCUUAACUUUACAAAUGUGAAAAUUACUUAGAAGCUCAGCUUGAAAAACAAAUUAAAAAAUGCUGCCUAGGUAGUAGGCGAUUAUAAUAAUAUCUUCUCGUUAUUUGAAUGAAUUUAGCCAAUUUUAAGUCGGUAUGGUGUCGUUAGGGAGCAACUAAAACUAGGCACAACUGUGAAUUUCAUAAGUGAUGUUUGUUUCAUAAUUUUGAGCCAGUCAGAUCGUGGUUUUGUUUUUUAAAUUAAUUGACUAUACACUGUUUUUAUUUGAGCUAUUUUAUACCAGUGGAUUUUUUUUACGUGCCUGGAUUUUGUUUCAUUUCAUUUUUGAAGUGCCAAAAGUCUUAAAUCAUAGUUUAAUAAUCAGAUAUGUAAACAUGGCACUAAUGCUAGACCAAGUAUUGCUACAUUCAGUUCAUUCCAACUUAUUUUUAUUCCAAGUUAGGUAAUAAUUUUAUCACACACACACACGUGAUAUCUUUUUGCCGUAAUCUUCCACCGCUGCUGUGGAGACCGCCUCUUUCUGAACUGAAAGCAGGAGUAUUGAUGAUUUUUUAUUAUUUUUUUAUUGUGCGUGUUAAACAGUGUGAUACGUUGAGGAAUUGAUUAUUGGCACACGUCUACUGAAUAGCAAGGAUCGUUAAGUCUAACGUGUUAUAGUUUACACCGGAGUAACUGCAAACAAUCUGAGAAAGGGAGAAACCCGUGAGCUACUAGAGGGCACACUUUCCAAAAAUGUACACACACUCCACAAAAACUCUGCAGUGCCUGAGGAGUGUUUACUCGCUCCAGUCUUCAGAAGGGAAACUACCUACAGAUUCACUUUUGAAAGACUUUCACAGGCAUCACAAACAUUUGUUUAUAUUACACUCGUAUUAAUUUGGCAGAUUUUUUUCUUCUUAAUCCGAAGCAACCACCACUUCUUUGUGUUUGUAUUUCACAAAUUUCCUUACCACAUCUUACAAGAGCUGCACGACAAUCACAACAAUCCUAUCCAAUAGGCACAUCCUUUUCAUUAACAUAAUCUCAAUGAAAUAUCUACUGUCUGUAUACUUUACGCGCAAACAAAACAACUCAAGCGUAGAACUUUAUUGCUGAUUCACUUUAUACACCGCCUUCGAAUUCUCCAGAACAUGCUCUAAUACUUUAUCGUUUCUAUAGCAACAACCUACACAGGGAAUUGUAUGUUAUUAUAUUGUAUAAAUGUAAUUGUAGUCCAUCAUACUCUACCAUGCUAUUUAUAAUAACAUACUUUUGUUUAAUUAUUAUUUAAUCUCUUUUUUUUUUUAAAGAUUUAA
Ictalurus furcatus (blue catfish) is the source of this 4671-nucleotide messenger RNA. Its product is annotated as TBC1 domain family member 10B-like. The transcript has 10 exons. Bases 1084 to 1950 code for a protein of 288 amino acids. Lineage: Eukaryota; Metazoa; Chordata; Actinopteri; Siluriformes; Ictaluridae. The record is from RefSeq and is a predicted model, not a curated record.